CGACUCUCACUGUCACUGUUCACACUUGUUAACAAUACACAAUCAACAGGAGAGAAAAAAAAACUACAUUGUUUUUAGCUGGAAAAAUAAUAUUUUAUUCAGUGACAAAAAAUGGCACAAAAUAAUGAUGGACCAUCAAAUAAAAAAAGAAAGCUAGACAAUGAUGAGAUAAAAAGUGUUUGUGAUUUACUGAGCAUUCGUGUUGGAAAACUAAAUAUUGGUAAAAAUCAAAAAAUUACACUAUUUGUUGAUAACAUGAAAAUGGAUGCAAUGAACAUUUCUCAAGAUGAAUAUGCACACUUAGAUAAAUCUUAUUUUUCUCGAAAUACUGAAAACAUUAUUGACAUGGAUUGUUGUAAAUACAAACAAACAAAAAAUUUUGACAUUGAUCUGGAUAUCGAGACAAUACUCAAGACAAUAAAUAUCAAAGGAAAUAUUAAUCCGUAUACAUUAAAUUACUACAAAACUGGUGAUUUGAAAGCUUCACAUCAUCAUGGAUAUCGUCAAGGAUUAAAAGGUACAUUGAUUUUGUUAUUACCAUCAGAAUGUGUUGGUGGUGACUAUUGUUAUGAUGAUUACAAUGUUGAAAAAAAUAUGGAUAAAUCAACAUUAAGAUUUGUUUAUUUUAAUGAUGGAAUGGAACACUCAGUUACCAAAGUUUCAAGUGGCAAUCGUUUAUCAUUGGUUUACAAUGUUUAUGAUCCUAAUCAUCAACGAAAAAAUGUUAUUGGAUCCUAUAACACUGUUAUUUAUUUCCCUGAUGAACAUUACAAGAAACUAUUGAAUUAUACAAUUAACUAUUGUCAAGGAAAAGAAAAUAUCUUACUUGGAUAUUAUGAACAUCGUGAUGCUGCAUUUAAUGAACGUUUACGUAGAGAUAUUGAAGCUAAAUAUAGAGUUAUUAAAGUAGCAGUCGAAAAAGAUUCUUCAAUAAGUCAAGUUACAAGAGUACAUGCACUAAAAGAUGACUUAUAUGAAGAUGAUAAAUUUUCUUUAGCUGAACGAGGAGGUAGAAAAAAAGAUUUUAGUGACCUUGUUGAUGAGGAGUUUGCGGUUCGACACAGAUUAUUUACCAAACACUGUGCUUUAAAGUAUAAGAAAAUCGAUUUAACCAUUGAAUAUGGGUACAGGAAAAGAUGGCCGAUUGAAAAACAUUACUCAGUUGACAUCUACACUGCUUAUUUGAUUAAUCCAAACAGUGAUUACUAUAGUUCUGAUGACGAUGAUACAGAUUAAAAAAAAGGCAAUGAUUCAUAAGUUAUGAAUCAUAACAAAAAAGUGGCAUUGGUGAUUAUGUAAUUUAGCUUAUUCAUCUACUGAUUUUGAAACAUUCUAUAACUUUUUCUUUUCUAAAUAAUAAUUUCAAAAAAUUUUAAUAAUUGAAAUAAUAAACAAAAUUUUUUUUCUUUUAAAUAUUUCAACUUAACUAUUUGCAUCUGUAAUUUUUCUUGAGUUUGUGCUUUUUUCCUGUUUUACUUUUGUUAAUUACAGUAUUUACUCGUUAUCUUGUUGUCUUUGAUUUUUUUUUGGUCAAUUCUUUUUUUAUUAUGUAACUGUACUACUUCCAACAACAAAAAAAAACACAAGUUGUAUUAAAGUAAAUAAAGCUUUACAAGAUAAAAAAAAUCUAAAAAAUAAUAAAUAUAAAAUGACAAAAUAUUUUACAUAUAAAUUAAAAAAAAAAAAAAACUCCCAAAUUUUUAUGUUCAAAAAUAUAUUUGAAAAGUAAUCAUUUAAAUAAAAAAAUAAACAAA
This is a messenger RNA of Aphidius gifuensis, 1754 nucleotides long. RefSeq lists its product as uncharacterized. The coding region runs from base 112 to 1236 and encodes 374 amino acids. NCBI's taxonomy places the organism in Eukaryota, Metazoa, Arthropoda, Insecta, Hymenoptera, Braconidae. The record is from RefSeq and is a predicted model, not a curated record. The transcript has 3 exons.